AUGGGAAACGGGAUGUGCUCGCGAAAGCAGAAGCGGAUCUUCCAGACGCUGCUGCUGCUGACCGUGGUGUUCGGCUUUCUCUAUGGCGCGAUGCUCUACUACGAGCUGCAGACGCAGCUGCGGAAAGCCGAGGCGGUGGCGCUCAAGUACCAGCAGCACCAGGAGUCCCUUUCCGCCCAGUUACAAGUUGUGUAUGAACACAGAUCGAGAUUAGAGAAAUCCUUGCAGAAGGAAAGACUUGAACAUAAGAAAGCAAAGGAAGAUUUUCUGGUUUAUAAAUUAGAAGCACAAGAAACACUAAAUAAGGGAAGGCAAGAUUCCAAUAGCAGGUACAGUGCAUUGAAUGUCCAGCAUCAGAUGUUGAAGAGUCAACAUGAGGAGCUAAAGAAACAGCACAGCGACUUGGAAGAGGAACACCGCAAGCAAGGGGAAGACUUCAGUAGGACAUUUAAUGACCACAAGCAGAGAUACCUGCAGCUGCAGCAAGAAAAAGAACAAGAGCUUUCUAAGCUAAAAGAAACUGUGUACAAUUUGAGAGAAGAGAACAGACAACUGAGGAGAGCACAUCAGGACAUGCACACACAGCUGCAAGAUGUCAAGCAACAGCAUAAGAAUUUACUCUCCGAGCAUGAACAACUUGUAGUGACUUUGGAAGACCACAAGAGUGCACUAGCUGCUGCACAGACUCAAGUUGCAGAAUAUAAACAACUGAAAGAUACUCUGAAUAGGAUUCCAAGCCUUCGAAAACCAGAACAAACAGAGCAGCAGAAUGUUACCCAGGUGGCACAUCCUCCACAAGGUGACAGCACAGCAAGGGACAAGUCACCUGGGGAGCCUCGGGAGGUGUCUCGAAAUAGCCAAGUGUGGCAGAACCAUGAAGCAGUCCCUGGAAGAACAGAGGAAGCAAAACCUUACCCUCCCAGCCCGAAGGAGGCAGAAUUCCAGGCUCCUGCAGAGCUGCCCCGGCCAGAAGCUGGACCCGGGGAGCCGGAGGAGCGGCAGGUGGAGGAGGAGCACAGGAAGGCCCUGGAGGAGGAGGCAAUGGAGCAGGUGGGGCAGGCUGAGCACCUUGAGGAGGAGCACGACCCGUCCCCGGAGGAGCAGGACCGGGAGUGGACAGAACGGCGGGAGCAAAGAGAAGCCAAACUUCUGGAAGGGCAGGCUCACGCCGAGGCGCAUCCUUCAGCCAAGCCGGUUACCAAGUUCCAGUCACCGUACGAGGAGCAGCUGGAACAGCAGAGGCUGGCAGUGCGGCGGGCGGAGGAGGCCCAGCGGCUGAGGCAGCACCAGGAGGCCCUGCACCAGCAGAGGCUGCAGGGACACUUGCUGCGGCAGCAGCAGCAGCAGCUCCUCGCCCAGCAGAGGCAGGCCGGGCUCGAGGAAGGCCGGCCGCAGCGCCCGGAGCAGACACGGCAGCAAGCUCGUUAUGAUGCUGUAGAUAACGAUAUUGUCCAGGGAGCAGAGGACCAGGGCAUCCAGGAAGAAGAAGGAGGUGCCUAUGAGAGAGACAACCAGCACCAAGAUGAGGCUGGAGAAGACCCAGAGAAUGGACACGAGCUUCAAGAACAAGGGCCCCAUGAAGCUGACCCGGAAUCCGAGGCAGACAGGGCAGCUGUGGAGGAUAUAAACCCAGCAGACGACCCUAAUAAUCAAGGGGAGGAUGAAUUUGAGGAAGCCGGGCAAGUGAGGGAAGAAAACUUGCCAGAUGAAAAUGAAGGGCAAAAACAAAGUCACCAAAAGCAAGAGAAUACAGAAAUGGAGGAGCAUUUGGUGAUGGCAGGAAAUCCAGACCAGCAAGAGGACAAUGUGGAUGAGCAGUACCAGGAAGAGGGGGAAGAGGAGGUUCAGGAAGAUUUGACCGAGGAGAAAAAAAGGGAAUUGGAGCAUAAUGCUGAAGAGACCUAUGGUGAAAAUGAUGAAAAUGCUGAUGAGAAAAAUAAUGAUGGAGAAGAGCAAGAAGUUCGAGAUGACAACCGCCCCAAAGGCCGAGAGGAGCACUACGAGGAGGAGGAAGAGGAGGAGGAGGACGGCGCCGCUGCUGCUGAGAAGUCACGGCAAAGAGCUGAAAUGUAGCUGUGCCCGAUUUCACAGACAGAGCUCGGCCGCCGGAUUCUUUUCAAGCUGCUCAAAAAUAAAUCUGCCUACUGAACUCUAGGAUAUUUAAUUACAGAAAUUAAGAAUUUAGACUUUUUUUUAACUUUUAUAUUAGAAAUGCUCAUACAUUUAUAUGAAUAUAUUUUGAUAACCUAGGUUAGAGCUUCUUUUUAUAUUCAAGCAAAACACGAAUGAGAAGAAAAACAAUAAAGCAGGCCUUAGGCUCUGAAUCUCAUUUUUCAUAGAUUAUGUGAUAUUGGAAAACACAUUGAUUUUGUAUAUGUUUCAACUUGUUCCCUUCUCUGUCUUCUAGUUUCCAAGCAUUCUGUUGUUUGCCUUUGGUGAAAUGCAGGAUUUCAAAAUAGAGAAUACUGAAAAAUGCUGUACAAGCGUCAUGGAGAAUGGCCAGUUUACUCAUUGCUGCCUUUCCAAGGUUCUUAUGUAUAGUUCUGAUAGAAUUUUCACCAGUCUGCGUAUCUCUGGGAUAUGAUUCAUGGACAGGGUGACAUACAGUUAGAAAGACAUUUUUGUUACAAAGACAUUUUUUUCAGGCUUUUCGGAUCAGAUAGAGAAAAAUGUUUGGCUUUACUUAAAGCCACAGAUCUUCCUCUUGAAUUACAUUUAAAUGUGGGAUAGUACUAAAACUCACUGGAUGGUAUCCUGGACUUAGAUAUUUCAGGAUUCAAACAAGGUAUGACACAUCAGUGUAUUAACCUUUUUAAGUACUGACACCUUGUUUAGUAACUAAUUUAGUGUGUUUGGGUGGUGUUUUCCAUGUGAACACCCCUUCUUUUUUUCCUGUAGUCACCCAGUGAUAGCCUUGUUUUAGUAUCUAACUCUCUCCGGUAAUAUAUAUUCCCCUGCAAGCUCUGUGCCCCCAUGUGUAAUCACUGAUGACAGGCAUGACUAUAAACACGUACCAAAUUGUACAACUGAAUAGGAUAUUUUUCAAAAACUAUAUAGUGAAAUACACAUGGUGAUGUGGUCGACCCUCAUGACUGUUUGCUGGGAUUGCAUCUGCUUUAUGCCCAUGGAUAGACUUUCAAUGAUUAUGAAUUAUACACCAGUCUGUGUAUCUCUGGGAUAUGAUUAAAUAAAAAUAAAAAAUAAAAACAAAAAAAUUAAAAAUCAAAAAUUUCCCAUGGGAUAGAGACAUAUUUCAGCCUCAAGUAUAAAGAUUUUUGACUAAAUAGAAUUAGGUUGUAUCACUCAUAUGUGUGUGGUUUUAUAAUACUUUCAAAUUAAUAAAAACAGAUUUCAGUUUCUACCGUUAUUGUAUGAAAGUAAUUUUAUUUCUUAAUGACCACACUCGUGUGGUUUUGAUUCUCCCAGCUGAGUGAUUAUGUGUGUAUGCAGAGGAGUGUUGUGUUCAAGUGUAUUUUGGAUUUUCAGUAAUCAUGAAUCAAAACUUAAACCUUUAUGUAUAAAAACCCUUUAUGUAAUGUAAAAUGUAUAAUACUGUACAUAAUAUUCAGAAUACAAUUAUUUUGGUAAAUUAGUUUGUAUUUUUAAUGUCCCAGUUGCAGUAUUUAAUUAUUUGAAACAUAUUGAAACUUGGUAAUAGUCAAUAAAGCUAUAAAAAGCAAGUGGUA
Hippopotamus amphibius kiboko is the source of this 3686-nucleotide messenger RNA. It is a transcript of the gene GOLIM4, whose product is annotated as golgi integral membrane protein 4. The transcript has 16 exons. NCBI's taxonomy places the organism in Eukaryota, Metazoa, Chordata, Mammalia, Artiodactyla, Hippopotamidae. The record is from RefSeq and is a predicted model, not a curated record. The coding region runs from base 1 to 2073 and encodes 690 amino acids. Gene Ontology annotation, cellular component: Golgi membrane; Golgi apparatus.